Molecule: messenger RNA, 6779 nt
Organism: Sphaeramia orbicularis (orbiculate cardinalfish)
Lineage: Eukaryota; Metazoa; Chordata; Actinopteri; Kurtiformes; Apogonidae
Gene: per2
Product: period circadian clock 2
Exons: 24
Coding region: 296-4783 (1495 amino acids)
Biological process (GO): circadian regulation of gene expression; entrainment of circadian clock by photoperiod; negative regulation of transcription by RNA polymerase II
Cellular component (GO): nucleus; cytoplasm
Molecular function (GO): transcription corepressor binding; transcription cis-regulatory region binding
Source: RefSeq, a predicted model, not a curated record
GAUCCGGGCUGAGUCCCGGCGAGUGUGGAAACCUGAACGGGAAAGUGGUGUGUCUGAACAGCGGAGGACCGGCGAAACAAGUGCGGCACCUUCAUCGAAAACCUCGGCGUGACAACCCGUUAAAACAAGCUUUAUUUCUCGGACACACCUUGAGCAGGAGGAUAUCAUUUUGUGAGAUCAGUCGACUUCCUGUCCUGUUCCCUGCGGCUGCACCCUUGAGAAAAUGGGGUGAUUGCCUGUGCUUCUUAAAUAAUCCAGUUAACCAACCUGGAACACGCCUCAGGCAGCACUCCUGAUGUCAGAAGACUCAGACUCCAAGCCCUAUCGGUUCCCGGUACUGGAGGACCAGGAUGGGGCCUCAGGAUGCGGGCCAUCCUCAUCAUGCAGCUCCAUGCCUCGGGGGGCUGCGGGGUGCAGCUCCAUGGCCCAGCUGCACCGGAUGAGUGGCUACAGCCAAGGAGGGCCUGACUUAGGCCUCCCAUCAGAGGGCAGUGACAGCAGUGGUCAGGAGCCCUCUGCCUCACCUCACAACCAUCGUAAGAACACUCGCUCACGCUCCCUCCCUGAGGAGGACGUUGAGAUGAAGAGCAGUGGGUCCAGCGGAAGUGGCACUGAAUCACAUGGCAACGAAAGCCAUGGUAAUGAAAGCCAUGGUAAUGAGAGCCAUGGCCAUGAGUCCACGGGCAGCUCCAAUGGCAACAGCAAAGACUCAGCACUUCUGGAGUCUUCUGAAAGCAACAAAAGCUCAAACUCCCACAGUCCAUCUCCUCCAAGCAGCUCCAAUGCUUUCAGCCUUCUGAGCUCGGAGCAGGAUAACCCUUCAACCAGCGGCUGCAGCAGUGAGGAGUCUGCCAAAGCCAAGACCCAGAAAGAGGUGAUUAAAACUCUCAAAGAGCUAAAGCUUCACCUGCCCGCUGAAAAGAGACAUAAUAAUAAGUCCACAACACUGAACACCCUCAAGUACGCCCUGCGCUGUGUCAAACAAGUGGAAGCCAAUGAGGAAUAUUACCAGUUGUUGAUGAUCAAUGACAGCCAACCUUCUGGCCUUGAUGUAUCGUCUUAUACAAUAGAGGAGAUAGACAGCAUUACCUCUGAAUACACCCUCAAAAACAACGACAUUUUUGCUGUGGCUGUGUCUCUCAUCACCGGGAGGAUAGUUUACAUCUCAGAUCAGGCUGCCUCCAUCCUCAACUGCAAAAGAGAUGUGUUCAAAAACUCAAAGUUUGUAGAGUUUCUGACGCCACAAGAUGUCAGUGUUUUCUACAGCUUCACAACACCAUACCGCCUGCCUUCUUGGAGUAUGUGCACGGGAGCAGAGUCAUCGCCGCCUGACUGCAUGCAGGAGAAGUCCUUCUUUUGUCGUAUCAGUGGUGGAAAGGAGUGUGAGGGCGACCUGCAGUACUAUCCGUUCCGCAUGACGCCCUACCUGAUGAAGGUCCAGGACACGGUACAUGCUGAGGAUCAGUUCUGCUGCCUCCUCCUGGCUGAGAGGGUUCACUCUGGUUAUGAUGCUCCAAGAAUUCCAACAGACAAGCGUAUCUUCACCACGACGCACACUCCAAGUUGUGUUUUCCAGGAUGUGGAUGAGCGGGCUGUUCCACUCCUUGGGUACCUCCCCCAGGAUUUGAUUGGCACCCCAGUCCUCCUCCACUUGCACCCCAAUGAUCGACCAAUCAUGCUGGCCAUUCACAGAAAGAUCCUUCAGUAUGCAGGGCAGCCUUUUGACCACUCUUCAAUCCGGUUUUGUGCAAGAAAUGGAGAAUAUAUCAUCCUUGACACCAGCUGGUCCAGUUUCGUCAACCCCUGGAGCCGCAAGGUUUCCUUUGUUAUUGGGAGGCACAAAGUUCGCAUGGGUCCUGUGAAUGAAGACGUUUUUGUGGCCCCAUCCUCUGCUGUGGGAGAGGUGAAGGGCAUGGACUCUGACAUCCAGGAGAUUACUGAGCAGAUCCAUCGACUCCUGCUGCAGCCGGUUCAUAACAGUGGAUCUAGUGGCUAUGGUAGUAUGAACAGCAACGACCAUCUGCUGAGCAUGACAUCUUCCAACGAGAGCCUUAACAACAGCAGUGGGACCAAGAUGCGACGAGAGGAGGAGGAAGUGAACAGAAAAUCCAGACCUCGAACAUUUCAAGAAAUCUGUAAGGGAAUUCACCUUCAGAAGAGUCAGGAGCAGCAGACGGGAAAAUCAGACAACAAGAAAGGCAGCAUCAUAGAGUCUGUACAGAAGAGCUCAGCGGUGGUGCGACCCAAAGACUCGGCUGUUCCUCUGAGCUGGAAGGAGACUGGAUCGAUAACCGAGGAGAGCAGGGCGACAUUUCAGGAGGAUCUUCCUUUUAAUGAUCAGUCUGUCUACUCCUACCAGCAGAUCAGCUGUCUGGACAGUGUUAUCAGGUACUUGGAAAGCUGUAACGUUCCCAUCACCAUGAAGAGGAAAUGCCAAUCCUCAUCUAACACCACGUCUUCAAACUCAGAUGAGGACCGACAAAAAGUAUGCAGUAGCAUGCAGGUGUCUGAAGAACCAGCUUUGAUGAAGGAUCAGUCUGGUCUGUCCACUUUGGGCGAUCAAGACAAAAAGUCCAGUGAUGCAGCUACAGCCGUCGUGGGCACUUCACUGCCUCUACCCGUACCCAACAAACCAGAGAGUGUUGUGUCCAUAACCAGCCAGUGCAGCUACAGUAGCACUAUAGUGCACGUUGGAGACAAGAAACCUCAACCAGAGUCAGAGAUAAUUGAGGACGUCCCAGGAACAGGAGAAACGGCAGAAAGCAGCCCGAACCCCGUACCGCCUCCUUGUGCUGUUUCACCUCCCAGUCAGGAGAGGGAGUCCUACAAGAAACUGGGCUUGACCAAGCAGGUUCUGGCCGCCCAUACGCAGAAGGAGGAGCAGGCCUUUCUGUUUCGCUUCAAGGAGCUUCGCACACACGCGGCUCUGAAAGGAAACUGCUCUGAGUACCUGGAGCGUCGAAGAGAACAGAUUGCCAACGAUGCUGUACCCACUGCUCGGUCCAGUAAGCAGCCUGGACCAGCUGCAGAACCCACAACCCGACGAGGAGUGCGCAAUAAGAAGACCAAAUCAAAGCGAGCGAAGCAGAUCGAGUCCUCAGACAGUACUGUUUCCCAUCACAGACAAAACCUUCGGCCUCCUCUUCUCAACCAUGGCCUUAACCCGACCUCCUGGUCUCCCUCUGACACCUCACAGUCCACGUUCCCCAUGGCCUACCCAACUGUGAUGCCUGGCUACCCCCUCCAGGUUUACCCCAGGCCGAACUCAGUAGCUCCCCACACAGAUACCACAACACCAGACAAUCAGCGUGUCCAGGCCCCCCAGUGCCCCCCACCUAUCCAUCACACACCCUACACCACCUCCAUGGUCACCCCUGUCGUUGCUCUGGUACUGCCCAACUUGUUGUAUCCUCCAAUGGCCCCCGGACCUCCAGUGCCACAGCCAAUGUACCACGCAGACCCCAGCAGCUUCCCCACUCAAGCACCUUUCGGCCACGCUGUAUUUCAAGGACAGAGCACCUUCACUGUGCCGCCCUCUUUCAGUGUACAGAGCCACUUCAGUUCCCAGAACUUUAGUCCUCAUGCAGGUCCACUGACCCCUUCAUUCUACUUCCCUACAUCUGCGGAAACCCCAAAAGGCCCCGUCGAGGGCCAGUCUCGCUCCUCGACGCCACAGUCUGGAGGAGGUGGACGGAAUUCCUCCCCACCACUGUUCCAGUCCCGCUGCAGUUCACCCCUCAACCUGCUGGAGCUGGAGCUGUCUGUGGACAGGCAGGACAGCAUAGGAAUCCCCUCUGGAGGACAAGGGAACAGCACAGCAGAAAGGGAGAAAGGAGCCGGUGGCAACCAGGCCAAGGACAGGGAGCUGAAGCAGCCAUCUCUCAAUCUCCUUGGUCCACCUGGACCCAUGUAUUACGUGGACACGUCCUGUGUCAGUGAGAGUUUGUCUUGGGAUAAAGUGUGCUCUAGGCUGAGGGCUUUCAGCAAUGAGGUGAGCUCACAUGGGGAUGGGAACAACAGUGAUGCAAACUCCUCAUCCAGCGACAUGUUGGACAUAAUCCUGCAUGAGGACUCCUGUUCAGGCACUGGCUCAGCCACCUCAGGAUCCAUGGCAUCAAACGGGUGCGGCACUUCAGCUAGUGGGACGUCCAACAGCGGGACAUCUAAAAGCAGGACAUCAGGCAGCGGAACUUCUGCUAGUGGGACAUCCGGUAGUGGAACAGGAAGUGACAACAGUAGUAAAUACUUUGGCAGUGUGGACUCAUCUCAGAACAGCCAGAAGGUCAAAGGUCAUUUGAGCGGCAUCGAAGGGCGGCCCAUGGAGACGGAGCAGAGCGAACAUUUCAUCAAGUAUGUUCUGCAGGACCCGGUGUGGUUGCUCACGGCCAACACAGAUGACAAAACCAUGAUGACCUAUCAGCUGCCCUCACGUGACAUCCAGAGGGUGCUCAGAGAGGACAGAGAAAAGCUGAGGCAGCUUCAUAAGAGUCAGCCACGCUUCACAGAGGAGCAGAAAAAAGAGCUGAUGGAGGUCCACCCCUGGAUGAAGAAAGGGGGUCUGCCCAAGGCCAUAGAUAUCAAGGUGUGUUCUUGGUGUGACAGCGCCACAGAGAGGGUGACGGCUGCAGUGGCAGAGGAUCACUCAGACCUGGAAAUGGACGAUACAGAGACAGGAGAGGUCAGCUGCCAAAGGAGGCCCAGAGAUGAGCCCUCAAACACUUUUGUCUCGUGCCUCGGCCCCUCUGCUGGCUCCGGCGCUCAGACACAACCAGUCAGACAAUAAACUACUUGAGAUUUGUAAAAUGACUUUUAUUACCCAUAAUCCUCUUGUUCUGUAUGAAGAUGAAGAGCGACCUUUUUAGAGGGACCUACUUUACAAGGAGCACCAGACAGGUGCUUGGCUCUUUACAUCAAAUAAUUUGGAUCCUUCAUUACUCUGUUUUGCAGUUUUAUGAUUUAUCAAUGUUUAAACUGUGGUUGAUACAGUCACAACUUUUUAUUGUUAUGAAGAUAAUGUAUUUUAUUUUUUUAUAUUGCGGUAUCUUAAAACAUAUUUAAGCUAUAUACCAGGCAGGAUUUUGUUGGUGUUUGCAGGGAGUCCUCGCCUCUAGUGACUAAAUAUGAAUAUUCAUUGUUUCUGUUUAGCUUUACUCAUCAUUUUUGCAUAUCAUUGCACAGUACUUGAAAAGUUUAAAACUUACAGAAAGGGAAAAUCAAUUUGUGUUUUCACACUUGGCAGUCGAGGUCAAAAAACUAUGACUACCAGGAGCCUAGCAUCCUUAACUCACACAUCAGGAAGUGGCUCAGUGGAGUAGAAACUCAUGUGGUUACACCGGUGGUCGAAAUCAGAGUUUUGUGACAUGAUUUCCUCAGUUACAACAGCAGAGCUCUACGUCAACAUAUAGAAGCAAGUGGAGAUGUUAACGUGGGUUCGGUUACUUCAGCCACGUAUCGUAACACUAAGCAAACCCACAAAAAUAUGGUGUGUUUUGAAGUGAAAGAAGUGGAAAAACGAGAAUGAGGGUCAUGUACAUCUGCUCUACAUGCACUCAUUCAAGUCUUGUGUUGUAUUAAAUAAGAAAAGUGACUAUCAAAAUAAAUUAAUAAAAAAAAAAUCUAAAGUAAUUUGAUCUUGAAGUAAACACAGUUUUACUCACUGUGAAGAUAGUUGUGACGACCUCUUGGAAAAGCCCUUCUGGAAUGUGGAGUUUGUGGUGUGGGAUUGUAUAAAGUAAACCCAGGAGGAAUUAUUAAUUUAGUGUGUGUAUAAAUAAAAGUCCAAGGACUCUAAAACAAAAUGAGUGCAGUACUUAAAGAACUGCAUUAAAAUAUACUAAUAUAUUUAUGUAGCCACUUCAACCAGUAAUCCCAGUGAUGAAAGGACAGUCAGGUGCUACACUUGAUCAGUAUUUAUUCACAAGCUCAUAAUGUUGUGCAAUUUCUAAAAGAAAUUAUAUCAUUAAAGUAUUGAAAUACCCGCUCUUUCUACCAGAGGACUGUGUUUUGACAUGUGCUUUUGCUUUUCUUUUUGUUUCUUUUUCAUUAUCUCAAAUAUCAGCUGUGAAAGUCUCCCUGGCAAUUGUUUGUCAAAUACAACAUAAUACAUUUUAGUGCUGGUGUGAAUGUCUGUAAUAAGUAAUUUACUCUGAGCAUAUAUAUAUAUAUAUUUUUUAUAUAAAAUAAUAAUAGCUUCUGUAUGGACACAAAUGUUUUUAAGUUGCAAUGCUUAAAAAUGCAAGCAGGACCAACUUUAUUUCUAUUUACUGUAAUUUUUGAAAAUGUGAGUUGUGUGAUCAACAUUGGGGCAGUUCCUACCAUAAAAGACUGGUGUUAUUUAUGAUGAUAAAUAUACAGUGACACGAAUAUCCUUGUUUUCCCCUGUCAGUUUAACAGUGUGCCACGUUAACACUUGUCUGAAGUUGCCCCUCAUAAAAAUGAAAAAAAAAAAAAAAAAACCUGUGGAAGAGGCUGAAGCUCAUUACCGUUCACGACAAAACGUGUGAUCACUUCAGAGACUCAAUUUUAGGGUUAUUGCACGGUAUAAAGCAGCUCAGACAGAUGUCAAGUGACUAUGUGGGGACUUUUCCUUCACUUUGAAGCCUAAACUGUAAUUUGAGACGAAAGAAUCCUAUGAAUAUUGAAUUUGUCAACUGUCUUUCUUUUAUUUGGAGAGACAUUGACAGGAACGCACCUUUAUCUCUCGUUUCUCUCUUUCUUAUUUUUCAUGGAUAAUGCUAUGUUAACCUUUCUCAAAAUAAAAUAUUGUCCAUUUACACUGA